This is a messenger RNA of Fomitopsis serialis, 819 nucleotides long. RefSeq lists its product as uncharacterized. The transcript is spliced from 3 exons. NCBI's taxonomy places the organism in Eukaryota, Fungi, Basidiomycota, Agaricomycetes, Polyporales, Fomitopsidaceae. Bases 1 to 819 code for a protein of 272 amino acids. The record is from RefSeq and is a predicted model, not a curated record.
AUGGACGCGGAUGCUGGCAGAAGGGCUGCCGAGGUCAUAGAUCGCUCCGGCCGCUUGGUCGUGUAUCGGGCAUGGCAAGGCUCCGCAACCCAGAAAGCCAACAGUGUUCUUAUGGCGGCAGCGGAAUAUUUGAGGAAGACUGGCAUCAACCCGACAUACACUGCGUCCAAACGCGGCACGUUUGCGCAAUACUAUUUCACACUCCAUAAGGACAAUCAGCCGAGGCCACGGCUCUCAAAGUACCUCUGCGACCAUGUUGAUGUCGCUCACGAGCUUGCCCAACUGUUGGCGCCUGUCAUCCGGCUGGUUGCUGGCGUCUUUCGUCGAAUUUUCCCCCAGCUCCACGAGUAUUACGCACAAACUCUUGACUACGCACUUCGCGGCGAUGCACAUAUAGAGGCUCUUUUCCAUCCCUUCGCGUCCUUUGCUCUCAACGUUGGAGACGUAGUCUGUGAAAGACACCUCGAUUGUACCAAUCUGGGCCCCGGGCUCUGUUGCAUUGUCCCAUUCGGACAGUUUGACCCGGCGGCGGAUUGUCGCGUUGGCCUUGCAGAUCUGGAUUGCGAGGUCGAGGUCGGUCCUGGCGUGCCCCUACUGAUACCAUCAGCCGCGUUCACUCACUAUAACACUCCUCUGGUGACAGAAGGGGCACGGCGUGGCUCCGCUGUCUUUUGGACCGGCGGCACCAUGUUUCAAUACCGGGAGCUCGAUGGACGCAUGGUGUCAGAGCUCACAUCAGCUGAGAGGGAUCAGUACCAUCUAGGCCGUGUUUCCCGCAUCGCAGCUGGGAUCGCACGUUUUCCCGAGCGUAAUAUCUGA